AUGCACGAAAUUGAUAAGAUUCAUCCAAUCAAGAGGUCAAAAAAACAUGACGAUGUAGCAAAAAAGCCCAAUAGGCAUGAUUCAGCUGGAGCUUCUUGCCCUGAGAAUCCUGAACGCGGUCUGAAGCAUACGGGGACCUGGCUCAAGCGCGAGCUCAAUAAUCUUGGAAAUUCAAAAAAGAUAUUUGGCAGGGCUCCCUGGCGCCAUAAAGAGUCGUUGGAUAGCACGAGCACCGUAUCAAGCUCAGUGAGGGAUGUGUUGAGGGGUGCAACACCACCAACAACGCCAACAAACAUGAAGAACCAGCGCAAGAUAGAUGCGCAGUUUCCCGGUGGUGAGGCUAUUCGCAUCAACACGCCGCCGCUGGAUGAAGACACAGCGGAUGGACGGCCCCGGGGAUUCUUCACAUCAACGACUCCUCCGGGAGAUGGUUCGCGUAGCCAGCCGAGUACGCCAACGGCAAGGUGCCCCAUGCCACGGUACAAUAUCCACAGGAGCAGCGUCGUUGGACAAUCACGAGAGUGGUGGGAGCAGAUGCCGCAUCUUCAGCGUCGGCACAACUCCAUCAUUCAAGGAUCACCACGGUUCGAAUUUGAUAUCCCAGAACAUCUUGCAAGCAGCCCGCUGUGCCCAGCAAAUGCAAAACACAAGAAUGGAGGUGUUGGCCUGUGCGUGUACCACGGCCGACGGCGCGCAACAGAACUGCUUCGCGAAGAGUAUCUGGAGGCGCUGAAUCGAAAUGGAAGGGAAUUGAUGUGA
Molecule: messenger RNA, 759 nt
Organism: [Torrubiella] hemipterigena
Lineage: Eukaryota; Fungi; Ascomycota; Sordariomycetes; Hypocreales; Clavicipitaceae
Source: the annotation of a GenBank genome assembly